Maudiozyma saulgeensis is the source of this 786-nucleotide messenger RNA. The record is from the annotation of a GenBank genome assembly. Lineage: Eukaryota; Fungi; Ascomycota; Saccharomycetes; Saccharomycetales; Saccharomycetaceae.
AUGCCUGCUGUUCCUUUAAAGGCAUUAUUUCCAAUAUUUACGAUUUCAAUAAUUGGUGCUUUAAUAACUGGGUCCAUAUUUUACCUGAUAACUAAAGAUAGAAAUUAUGCGACCUUUGUCUCAAUGCUUCAAAUCUUUUCUCAAUUGAUAAGUAGUAGUUAUGAUUUAUGUUGUAAAGGAUUAAGAUAUACCAGAACCCCACAAAACCUACUACCUAUUACUAAUGAUACAAAAAGUAUCGAUGAAAAAAUGAACAAAGCAAAGCCUAAUGUGUCCUCUUUGCAAACUAAAAGUCAUGGCUUGUGGUUUAAACUUUUAAUUGUAUCAGCACUAACUGUUUUCUUUAGAAUCAUAACUACCAAAUGGUUUUUCUCAUUUGCCUUCUUUGCAACUUACCUACUUCAUGAAUCUUAUCAAUAUGUCAAUCGAAUCUACAAUAGAAUAUUUCCUUCAAAUCACAUUUUCUUAGAUCUUUUGCUUAAAACUUCAUUGAAAUCCACAAAGAAUUGGAGCAAUAGGAAAAUAAUUGUGGUGGCUCUAUGUAUCAAUAUAAUCCAAUUUUUACUUCUUUGGUGUAUGUUUAUGCUGGUGAUUGGAUUAAUAGUUCCUAUUACUUUUGAAACAAUAUAUCAGUAUUGUAAAUAUAUUUUAGAUUUAGAAAAUAAUUCUUUGUCACUAAGAUACAAAAUCUUAAAUUUUAUUAUAGAAAGUUUUGAAAAACACGGUAGAUAUAUUUUUACCACAAUAUUUUAUACUGCUUUGUUGGUUCUACCACCUUAUCAGUGA